UUCCUUAAUUCAAACAGUUGGAGACAAAUGUGAGUUUGAAGGAGUCUGAUGCCUGGCCUGCUGAGCCACAAGAUGCAUAUGGGCUGGAGAAGCUUGCAACAGAAGAGUUAUGCAAGCAUUAUAACAAGGAUUUUGGAAUUGAGUGCCGCAUUGGGAGAUUCCAUAACAUAUAUGGUCCUUAUGGGACAUGGAAGGGUGGGAGGGAGAAGGCUCCUGCUGCUUUUUGUCGCAAGUCACUUACUUCCAAAGACCGAUUUGAGAUGUGGGGAGAUGGAUUGCAAACAAGAUCCUUCACCUUCAUUGAUGAGUGUGUCUGAGCUAUUCCUUGCAAAUUUUGUGGCUAAUGACUAUUACAUCUAAAUUAAUGACUUAUU
Glycine soja is the source of this 374-nucleotide messenger RNA. RefSeq lists its product as uncharacterized. The coding region runs from base 49 to 360 and encodes 103 amino acids. NCBI's taxonomy places the organism in Eukaryota, Viridiplantae, Streptophyta, Magnoliopsida, Fabales, Fabaceae. The transcript is spliced from 3 exons. The record is from RefSeq and is a predicted model, not a curated record.